AUGGCUUCAAGCUCAACUGUUUGGAUUCUUACCCUCGGUCUCUGCAUCGCACUCUAUGUCUCCCAACGCAAAUCCAGACGACGUAGCAUUAUGCCUCUUCCACCAGGCCCUAAGAAGCUGCCAUUCAUAGGCAGUGUUCUCAGUGUCCCGACAAAGCACCCUUGGGAAACGUAUAUGGCGUGGAGCAAAGAAUACGACUCAGAUAUCUUGCACCUUGAUCUCGCAGGCCAAUCUCUCAUUAUUUUAUGCUCCACCGAAGCUACGAAAGAUUUAUUAGAGAAGCGGUCAGCGCUAUAUUCAGACCGUCCGCGGCUUACGAUGAUUGUUGAGCUUAUGGGGUAUGACUUUCUCGUCGUCAUGAAGCAAUAUGGGGAUGAAUGGCGCGCCAACCGCCGAUUAAUGAACCAAGAUUUUGGGAAUCAGGCAAAAUUGAGCGCGUUUCGUCCGAUGCAACUGGACGCCGCACACAAAGUCCUUUCAGUUCGAAGAUUGGAUGAUGUGUUUUCGUCGGUGGGCCACAGAGACUAUAUUGAAGAUUACGUAUGGAAUCGAACUGAAAGACAAAGACGAUCCAUAUGUGCAGCUUGCGCGGUCACCUUGGGCGAUGCUGGCAAUGCCCUUCCACUUCUCAAAUAUGUUCCUUCUUGGAUGCCUGGGUUCAAGCGAGAUGCAGCCCGUUGGCGUCGUAUAGCGAGAUGGUCUAGCAUAUUAUUCCCCGGCUCUGAUCAUGAUUCUAACUCAGUCUUCAUACAGGAAGCUGGGAUUGCCUCCCCUUCAUUUGUCGCAAACAAGCUGAAAUCAAUCUCAGCUCAACAGCACUCAUUUUACACCGAAGAUACUAUUUGCUCUAUGGCAGGAACACUCUACCUUGGUGGGGCGGACACAUCCGUGUCUACGCUCUCCUCGUUCUUCCUUGCGAUACUGGCCAACCCACAGGCAAUGUGGAAUGCACAACAGGAAAUUUAUUUCGUCACAGAAGGGACGCGCUUACCGUCACUUGAAGACUAUGAUCUCGGCCGGAUGCCGUAUGUUGGUGCAUUGGUGAAAGAGGUUCUAAGGUGGCGGAAUGUUGGUCCCUUGGGUAAGCAUUCCCGCUGGUCGUUUUACCAAAAGAUUGGACCAGGCGUUCCGCACUACAUUACUUUGGAAGACGAAUAUCGAGGAUACCGGAUUCCGGCCAACUCAAUUGUGAUAGGAAAUGCAUGGGCCAUUCUUCAUGACGAGAAUACCUACCCAGACCCAUUAACAUUCAAACCCGAACGCUUCCUGCUGCCUCGUGCCGAUGACAAAUCAACUGGGAAGUGGACCCCACUGUGCCCGAGCCAGAGGCAGCAUUUGGAUAUGGUCGGCGCCUUUGCCCUGGUCGACAUAUGGCGCGUGCUUCGCUGA
Messenger RNA from Mycena indigotica, 1389 nucleotides. Its product is annotated as Cytochrome P450. Gene Ontology annotation, molecular function: monooxygenase activity; oxidoreductase activity, acting on paired donors, with incorporation or reduction of molecular oxygen; heme binding. The coding region runs from base 1 to 1389 and encodes 462 amino acids. Lineage: Eukaryota; Fungi; Basidiomycota; Agaricomycetes; Agaricales; Mycenaceae. The transcript is spliced from 10 exons. The record is from RefSeq and is a predicted model, not a curated record.